AUGCAAGCAAUAACUGAUGAGCCGGUUUUUUAUGCUGGAAAGUACCCUGCAUAUAUUAUAAAUGAUAACGAAGAGCUAAUCAAAAAGUCAAUCGAACUUAGUGCUUAAAACUUUUAUUCAAUAAACGAACUUUAAAAACUUAUCUAGAAAAAAUAUGAUGCUCCAUUUGAAGCUUAUCAACAUUACUUUUCUAAGUUAUUUCCUGCCAAAAUCUCUAUAGGUGGAGAGGUUUACGGAAUCAUAGAUCCAGAUAAUGGAAACUUAGUUGCAUGCUUCUCAAUGAACAGAUAUGGUGAUUAAUCUAAGCUCGAAGGGAUGAACUAAGGGAUUGCUGCAGUGCUGGUAGCUAAAUUCGAUGAAAUUUUAAAUGGAAAGUAUAACGAAUAUGCAUCUUUUGGGCACCUAGCUGUGAACUAAGACUACAAAGGUCAAGGAAUUUUUAUGAAAAUGGUCAUGUCUUGGGGAGAGUAUAUCAAAAAAUCAAAACCAAGUUUUAAAGGAAUGGUGACAUUCGUUACUGCUCCUCAAACAAUGAAAUAUUACUUUGAGAAUGGCUGGAAAUAUCUUGGACCACUUGACUAUGAUUCAAUCAUUAUUGAUGGUAAAAAAUUCCUAGACUUUGAAGUUGAAAAUCUCGAUAUUUAUAUUGACAAAGUGCCUGCGUCAUACGUUGUAUGCUAUGAUUUUGUAUCAGAUUAAUGA
Messenger RNA from Stylonychia lemnae, 702 nucleotides. The record is from the annotation of a GenBank genome assembly. NCBI's taxonomy places the organism in Eukaryota, Ciliophora, Spirotrichea, Sporadotrichida, Oxytrichidae.